GAAGUUCACUCUCAAGCUCAUGUACAAUAUGUCUUCAAAUCACUUAACACAAAAUGGAGUGACCAUAGGCAACAAUUAUGGAACCAAAGGAAUGAUGGAACACGUACUAGAGAUGAAUUGAUUGCAAUGGUUCCAACAGGAAUAAAUACAGAUCAUUGGGCUUCUUAUGUUGACUAUCGUCUAACUUCAAAAAUGAAGGAAAUUUCCCAAAAAAAUAAGGAUAAUAGAAAGAGGCAAGCAUUUCCUCACACUGGUGGAUCCAAGAGCAUUGCAAGAAAGAGACAUGAGAUGGAACAAGAGUGUGGUCGUAAAGUUAGUAGAGGAGAAGUAUGGAUAACAACACAUAAACAUGCUAAUGGAGAAUUUGUAAAUGAUGAAGCAAGAGAAAUUAGUGAAAAAAUUAAAGCAUAUGAAUCAGAUGCACCAUCAUUUUCACAAGACAUAUCAACUCAAGAUUCUCUAGCACAUGCUCUAGGAAGUCAAGAACAUUGUGGACGUGUUCGAGGGAUGGGAUUGGGACCUUGCCCAUCUCGCUUGUUUGGAUACACUAGGCAUUCUCAUAGUGGGAUGGCUUCAUCUUCUUCUUAUAGACAAUUGCAAAAUGAGGUCACUGCCUUGAAAUCACAAUUGGAUGAACAAAAUAAAAAAUUUGAGACAAUGUUUAACUUUUUUGCGCAAAAUUAUCAAGGUCAAUUGCCCCCCAAUAUGGCAAUGUUUCAUCCUUCACCGGUUUCUGAUCAAGGAAGCGUACCAACUAAUGAAACAAAUUCUCAACAUGGAGAUGAACAUAUUUGAUAGUUGAUGAUGAGCAUACUAAUUUGCAGAUGAUUUUCUUUUAUUUUUGGAAAUUUGAUAGAACAUAUUGUACUAGUUUGUUUUGAGGAACAUAUUGUAAGUUUUUAUAUUUACUAUUUUGUAGGA
Cajanus cajan (pigeon pea) is the source of this 921-nucleotide messenger RNA. The record is from RefSeq and is a predicted model, not a curated record. NCBI's taxonomy places the organism in Eukaryota, Viridiplantae, Streptophyta, Magnoliopsida, Fabales, Fabaceae.